AUGUGGUUGUCACGGGGGCUUCUUGCCUCUACACUCCUUACCGCCAUCAAGGCACAAGAUGAUAACAACGACGACAUUCCUUCACUUGAUAUCCCGGACCUCGCAACACAGAUCCGAGGUUCUAUCUUUGCUGUGUCUCUAAUUCCCCAUGCCGAGACAACCCUGAGCGGAGGUCAUGGCACUCUCAACGACAACGAUGACGCCUUUCCCGCUACUGCUUUUCCUCAUGAUCAGUCCGCCCCUGGCGGAGCUUCUCCCAACACACUAGUGGCCCAGCAGCCACCCACCAUCACGAUCCCACCCUCUACCGACUAUCCUUACGAGAGAAUCAUCAAGGCGUACACAGGGACGCGAACCAUCAUCAAUGUUGUCACUACGAUUGCCGAGCCAGACGGAACACGAGCCGGUACAGUCAUUGUCGAGCUUGCUAGCACACUUUAUUCGGCCUUCACACCUGGACAGUCCGGCGCUUUGACGAUCCCUCCUUCGUUGGAGGAUCCCAUGUUCACUGUCAUCCAGGCUUUCCCUGGACCUACGACUCUGCCACCCAGAACGAUUACUAUUUCUGCUUCAGGAACGAACCCUGGAACUGUCAUUAUUCAGACUCCUUGGCCUGAGACACCAAACACGGCUACACCUGGAUCUCCUGGUGCACCCGAUGCUGGCUCUCCUGAUGCUGGCUCUCCUGAUGCUGGCUCUCCUGAUACUGGCUCUCCUGGCUCUGGAUCUCCGGAUUCAGGAGCUCCUGGUGCUGGUUCUCCCGACUCUGGUUCGCCUGGCGCUGGCUCUCCAGACUCCGGUUCUCCUGGUGCAGAUGUUCCUGGAGCAGGUUCUCCUGAAUUACCAGGAUCUGCCGACACUUCUAACGUCGUCAUCAUCCAGACUUACACUGGUACUGUCUCCAUCACUCGACCCGUCCUCACUACCAUCACGGCACCUGGCGGCGGUCAGGGUACUGUCGUCAUCCAGGUUCCUCCUGGAACUCAGGGUGCUGGCGAAACCGUCACGAUUCCUCCCAGCGCCGACAGCCCUUUCACCACCAUCCUCCGUCCUCACACUGGGCCUACUCCUAUCUCCACGGCAGUCACCAUCCUCAUUCCCCCGACCGCAGGAGGAGAUGGCGGAACUAUCGUUAUCGAGACUCCGACUCCCGAUAGUGGUGAUACGGGAAUCAUCGAUCCCGGAAACAAGGUCGCUGAGCCUGGCAAUGAGCUGCCAACUGGGCAGAGGAACGUCGUAGUCACUCUUCCAUCAGACCCCAACAGCCCGUUCGUCACGGUUGUGCAGGGACAUGACGGAACUGACACGAUUACGGUGCCGACCACUAUCACGAUUCAGCCCAGCGGAGGCGAGAAGGGAACCAUCAUUAUUGAGACUCCCAACGCGCCGGCUCCGACUCAAGGUUCGCCGAUUACGAUCGCGCCUGGCCCUGGCGGCUCCACUACCACGAUUGUGAGGGAGCACACCGGUGAUCCAAUCACGGUUCCUACUACCAUCACAAUCACUGGAGCACCUGGGCAACCCGGCACGAUCAUCAUCGAGACCCCGAGCCCGAAUAGCCCUCAGACCAGAGUUCGAUCUCCUGAUGAGCCCAUCACCAUCCCGAGUGGCCCAGACUCUCCUACAACCAUCUUCCGACCCCAUGUUGGUGAUCCCAUCACCGAGCCUAUUACUCUCACUAUUGCGCCCUCGGGAGGUCAGCCUGGUACAGUCGUCAUCGAGACCCCUGCUCCAUCUACUCCCCAGCCGGGCCAGGAGACCAUCACAAUUCCCGCUGGUGGUGAUAAUCCAUGGGCGACCAUUGUUCGGCCUCAUCCUGGUGACCCGAUCACGUCUGCUAUUACCAUCACGCAGACCCCAGUUGGAGACCAGCCCGGUACCAUCAUCAUUGAGACUCCUGUCACCAAGGUCCAGCAGACCCCAACUGCCCAGACCCCCUCUGGCGCUCAAACUUCACCUGGAGCUCAGACCGGGCCUGAUGGAUCUGCUCAGACUUCUCAGCCUGGUGAUUCUGGUAAUGGCGAGCUCACGAUUCCUCCUAGUCGUGACAACCCUUAUAUCACCAUCUACCGGCCUCACACUGGUGAUCCUAUCACCGCGGCUAUUACCAUUACUCAGACUCCUGCGAAUGGACAGCCGGGUACCAUCAUCAUUGAGACUCCAGCGACCAGGCUCGACAACCCGGCCGGCACUGAGCCCAUCACUAUCCCGACUGCUUCUGAUAGGCCCUACGUGACAAUCUACCGACCUCACGAGGGAUCGCCGAUUACUGAGCCGAUCACCAUCACCCAGCCUCCCGCCAAUGGUCAGCCCGGAACUAUCAUCAUUGAGACUCCGGCACCCGAGGUCACCGUGGCUCCCACCUCUUCGGGCGGUCUUGUCACUGUCUUCCGUCCGCACACGGGUGACCCUAUCACGGCUCCCAUCACCAUUACGGAUGGCAGCAUCGUCUACAUCGAGACUCCCCCGCCGGUCAAGUGGGCUCAGACUCAGAGCUCAGCUCAGCAGCCAACCACCGUCUCUGGUUCAGAUGGAUACAUCACCAUCUACACCCCGUAUCCCGGCCCUGGAACGAUUGAUACUCCUAUUACCAUCGUCACUCCCCCUCGGGAUGGUCAACCUGGAACGGUUCUGAUUGAGACGCCUGUGCCACAGACCCCCACCCAGGGCCCGGUCGAAACGCCAGAGCCCGCGACCACUGUGUCUGGCUCGGAUGGUUACGUGACGAUCUACACUCCUUACCCAGGACCUGGCAAGAUCUCGUCGCCUAUCACCAUCAUUACUCCCCCUCAGGGAGGUCAGCCCGGAACUGUUCUCAUUGAGACUCCAGUUCCCGACCCGACUCAACCUCAACAGAGUGAUCCGGCUACUGUUACCGAUCCUGAGCGAUGGGUUACCAUCUACACGCCUUUCCCAGGCCCCGGUACGAUUUCGCAGCCCAUCACCAUCACUCAGCCUCCUGCGAAUGGACAGCCUGGUACUAUACUCAUUGAGACGCCAGUUCCUCAGAGUUCGAGCCCUUCCAACUUUUACGUGACUGUCUACCGGCCUUACCCAGGCCCGGGGACUAUUACUACACCCAUCACUCUGACCCAGCCCCCUGCCAAUGGUCAGCCCGGUACUAUCUUUAUUGAGACUCCUGCUCCUCCUACGCAGACUCCGACCCCAACUGUGCCACAGACGUCGGCUGGGCCUAUCACUAUCCCUCCAGGUCCUACUGGUUCCUACGUGACCAUCUACAGACCUUAUCCAGGUCCUGGCACCAUUACUGCGCCCAUCACAUACACCCAGCAGCCUUCCAAUGGACAGCCUGGCACCGUCAUCAUUGAGACUCCCGUGUCGGCGGCUCCUUCAACGACCGAGACUCCUGGUGGAACGCUCACCGUUCCGACUGCUUCGGAUCGGCCAUAUGUCACCAUCUACCGACCUUACCCAGGUCCCGGUAACAUUGACCAUCCUAUCACCAUGACGCAGCCUCCCGUGAACGGCCAGCCUGGAACUAUCAUUAUCGAGACCCCAACUCCGGUUGUCUUUACUAAGUUCCAGCCUACCAGCCAGCCUCCAGUCACGAUCCCAGCUGGCGAUGAUAACUACAUCACUAUCUACCGACCUCACACCGGAGCUCCUAUCACUGCGCCAAUUACGGUCACUACGAUCGCCCCCUCAGGCGGGCAGCCCGGCACAGUGAUUAUCGAGACUCCGGCUGUUGUUGAGUCGACUGAGGCUCAGACCACUAGCGACUCGGCUGUUACCAUUCCUCAGGGUCAGGAUGGAUAUGUGACUGUUUAUCGACCGCACACUGGUUCUCCCAUUACGGCGCCGAUUACUGUCACUACCAUCCUUCCCUCGGGAGGUCAGCCUGGUACUGUGAUCAUUGAGACCCCAGUUCCAGUGGAUCCCACUCAGCCUGAGACAACGACUGCUCCUCCGCCGGUUACGAUUCCUGCUGAUCAGGGUGGCUAUGUUACCAUCUACAGGCCUUAUCCAGGCCCCGGCUCUAUCACGGCUCCCCUCACUGUUGGAACUAUCGCUCCUUCAGGUGGUCAACCCGGUACUGUCAUCAUUGAGACGCCAGUUCCCCAGACCCCCACUGAGACUCAGUCUCCACCGGUCACUGUUCCUCAGGGCGACGAUGGUUAUGUAACGGUCUAUCGUCCAUAUCCUGGCCCUGGAGUUAUCACAGCGCCUCUGACGGUCACAACCAUUGCUCCCUCUGGUGGACAGCCAGGCACUGUUAUCAUCGAGACACCAGUGCCGCAGACACCGGCGCCAACUCAGUCGGCGACCCUCACUGUUUCCGAUGACCAGAAUGGUUACAUCACCAUCUACAGGCCAUACACUGGAGCGAGUGCCAUUACGGCCCCGAUCACGGUCACCACCAUUCCCCCAUCUGGUGGACAACCAGGAACGGUCAUCAUUGAGACCUUGGUGCCUCAGACUCCUACUGAGACUCAGUCCUCUGGCAACCCUCCAGUGACGAUCCCUCCUGGUCCUGAUAACUCGUAUGUAACGGUCUAUCAGCCGUAUCCUGGUCCUGGAGUCAUCACGGCUCCUGUCACAGUCACUACUAUCGAGCCCUCUGGUGGACAGCCUGGGACUAUCAUCAUUCAGACUCCCGUCCCCUCGACACCGACGCCGACUGCCGACCCUCCUGUCACUAUUCCUCCUGGCCCUGAGAACUCGUACGUCACGGUCUAUAGGCCUCACGUGGGUCCCGACCAGAUCACUGCGCCUAUCACCGUCACCACCAUCGAGCCGACCAACGGCCAACCUGGAACCAUCAUCAUCGAGACCCCUGGCCUGCAGACUGGCAACAAGGUCAACAUCCCGCCAGUCACACUUUCUCCCGGCCCACAGGAGACCUACGUCACGGUUUACAGGCCUCACACUGGGGCCGACGUUAUCACUGCUCCCAUUACGGUCACGACCAUCGCUCCUUCAAAUGGCCAGCCGGGAACAGUUAUCAUUGAGACCCCUGAGCCUCAAUCUCCUGAGUCGAACCCUACGGUGACGAUUCCUCCUGGUCCGGAGGAGUCUUAUGUGACUGUGUUCCGACCUCAUACUGGAGCCGAUGUGAUUACUGCACCUAUAACCAUCACAACCAUCGCUCCAUCUGGUGGUCAGCCCGGUACUGUGAUCAUCGAGACCCCAGUUCAGCCGGAUCCUACCACCACCACACCAGAGGCGGCUCCUACAACUAUUUCUUCGCCCGGCGCCUCGUACAUCACUGUCUAUCGCCCUCAUACCGGCGUGGACGUGAUUACUGCACCCGUCACUGUCACCACAAUCCCUCCUUUUGGUGAUCAGCCAGGAACAGUUAUCAUCGAGACUCCCAUCGAGGCCCAGCCUACCUCAACCCAAGAGGCUCCCUCGACGGUCUCCUCGCCUGGUGCUUCUUAUAUCACUGUCUAUAGACCACAUACUGGGCCUGAUGUGAUCACAGCCCCAGUCACUGUUACCACUAUCCCGCCAUCUGGGGAUCAGCCUGGUACCGUGAUCAUUGAGACUCCCGCACUAGUCGAGCCCUCAACUUCGGCUGAUGAGCCUACUACGGUAUCUUCACCUGGUGCUACUUACGUAACUGUCUAUAGGCCGCACACUGGACCCGACGUCAUCACCGCGCCGGUCACAGUUACUACGAUCCCUCCUUCCGGAGAUCAACCCGGUACAGUCAUCAUCGAGACCCCCACCGACCCCGAGUCCACUCCGGCCCCGGCUCCGGCCCCACCUUUGACCACCUCUCGUCCCGGCGCGUCUUAUCUCACCGUCUAUCGCCCUCACACCGGAGCGGACGAGAUCACGGGUGAGAUUACGAUUACGACUAUUGACCCUACAGAUGACGGACCCGGGACCAUUAUCAUCGAGACUCCGAUUCAGAGGGUGGCUGUGCCAACAACCUCCUCUCAAGCUGACUACUAUGUUACAGUUUACCGACCUCACGAGGGUCCAGACGUUAUCACAGAGCCAGUGACUGUCACCACCAUUGCACCAUUGGAUGGACAGCCUGGUACUGUGAUUAUUGAGACCCCAGGUCCGCAGGCGCCUCCAGUGACCACUUCUGGCCCUGCUCCUUCGUACAUCACCAUCACUCGCCCCUACACUGGCCAAGAUGUCAUCACGGCACCGAUCACCGUCACCACGAUUCCUCCUCAGGGCGACGAGCCUGGUACCGUGAUCAUAGAGACGCCAACGGAACAGGCCGCGCCCGUCACUUCUGCCGGCCCUGCCCCGUCCUACGUCACAGUGUAUCGGCCGCAUACCGGUCCUGACGUUAUCACGGAGCCAGUCACGGUCACGACUAUCGCUCCUACCGGAGACCAGCCCGGUACGGUCAUCAUUGAGACCCCAGGUCCACAGGCGCCUCCAGUGACAACUCCCGGUCCUGCUCCUUCGUACAUUACGAUCUAUCGACCGUACAGCGGAACGGAUGCGAUCACUGGUCCCGUUACCGUCACCACGAUUGCCCCCGAGGGAGACCAACCCGGCACAGUCAUCAUCGAGACCCCUGGUCAAGCGCCUGCCACCACCACCUCUGGUCCUGCUCCUUCGUGGAUCACAGUGUAUCGACCUUACUCUGGCGUUGACAUUAUCACGGCUCCUAUCACCGUUUCAACCAUCCAGCCAGACGGCGACCAGCCCGGUACCAUCAUUAUUGAGACUCCUGUUGAGCGAGUUGCCGCAACCACGUCGACCUACGAGCCAUUCUAUGUCACCGUUUUCCGACCUUAUCCUGGUCCAGGCCAGAUUGAUGCGCCUAUCACGGUGACUACCAUCGCUCCCGAGGGAGAUCAACCAGCCACUCCGGAACCUUCAUACGUGACGGUAUUCCGACCUUAUACCGGAACCGGCUUCAUCACCGAACCUACAACUGUCACAACGAUUGAGCCCCAAGGCGGCCAGCCUGGAACCGUCAUCGUUGAGACUCCCGGUCAAGCCCCUCCCGUCACGGCUAGCCCCGAACCUGAGCCGUCCUACGUCACGGUUUAUCGCCCGUAUCCCGGCCCCGGUGAAAUUACUGCUCCCAUCACUGUCACGACGAUUCCUCCUUCAGGAACCAAUCCAGGCACAGUCAUCAUUGAGACCCCUGCCCCGGUCACAAGCAGUUCCGAGCCUGAACCCUCUUAUGUUACUGUCUAUCGCCCUUACCCUGGCCCCGGCGAAAUCACCGCUCCUGUUACCCUCACGACUAUUGAGCCUUCAGGAACAGAGCCAGGAACGGUCAUCAUCGAGACUCCCGGCCAAGCCCCUCCUGUCACUAGUAGUCCUCAGCCAGAGCCGACCUAUGUGACAGUGUAUCGCCCAUACCCUGGCCCUGGAGAGAUUACCGCUCCUGUCACGGUCACUACCAUCGAGCCUUCUGGCACCGAGCCCGGUACAGUUAUCAUUGAGACCCCAGGCCAGGCUCCCCCAGUUACCUCCAGCCCUGAGCCUGAGCCGUCUUAUGUCACGGCCUAUCGCCCGUACCCAGGUCCUGGCGAGAUCACUGCUCCAGUCACUGUGACAACUAUCGAGCCCUCGGGAACCGAGCCGGGAACAGUCAUCAUCGAGACCCCCGGACAGGCUCCUCCUAUCACAUCUUCCCCCGAGCCUUUGUACAUCACUGUGUAUCGGCCUUAUCCUGGCCCCGGCCAGAUUACCGAGCCUGUGACCGUCACGACGAUCGAGCCUCAAGGAACCGAGCCAGGAACCGUCAUCAUCGAAACGCCUGGACAAGCUCCCCCUGUUACAACUGCCGAGCCCUCGUACAUCACAGUAUAUCGCCAAUACCCUGGCCCAGGCCAAAUCACUGGCCCUAUCACUGUGACGACAAUCGAGCCAUCAGGUACUGAACCUGGCACGGUUAUCAUCGAAACGCAAGGACCCAUCACAACUGCCGAGCGGACCUAUGUCACGGUCUAUCGUCCUUACCCAGGCCCUGGCCAGAUUACUGAGCCAGUGACCGUCACCACGAUUGAGCCAACAGGUACCGAGCCUGGCACAGUUAUCAUCGAGACUCCUGGUCAGGCACCUCCUGUGACCACUCGCCCCGAGCCCUCUUGGAUUACCAUCUUCAGGGCCUAUACCGGAACCCCCAUGAUCACUGAGUCUACUACGGUUACCACAAUUAACCCUCAGGGUGACGAGCCCGGCACGGUCAUCAUUGAGACUCCCGCUCCAGUUACGAGCAGCCCUGCUCCAUCUUGGAUCACCAUCUUCAGACCAUACACUGGAACCCCCAUGAUCUCUGAGCCCACAACCGUCACGACCAUCGACCCCCAGGGUGACCAGCCCGGAACAGUUAUCAUUGAAACUCCCGGACAGGCGCCGCCGAUCACUGCCACCCCUGAGCCUUCUUGGAUCACGAUCUAUAGGCCAUACAUAGGAACCCCUCCCAUUACUGAGCCUACCACAGUCACAACCAUCGAUCCUCAAGGCGAUCAGCCUGGUACGGUCAUUGUUGAGACCCCUGGCCAAGCUCCUCCUGUUACCGCUAGCCCCGAGCCUUCUUAUGUCACCGUUUACAAGGCUUACACCGGAGUCGACCCCAUCACUGGUCCUGUCACUGUCACGACGAUUCCUCCUGACGGCGAUCAGCCCGGCACUGUGGUUAUCGAGACUCCCGUCCCGGUCACCACUUCUGCUGCGCCAUCGUACAUCACGGUCUUCAGACCGUAUACUGGAACCCCUAUGAUCACCGGCCCCGUCACUGUCACGACCAUUGAGCCCCAAGACGACCAACCCGGCACCGUCAUCAUUGAGACACCCGGCCAGGCGCCCCCGAUCACGGCUACACCCGAGCCUUCAUACGUCACCGUGUAUAGGCCUUACCCAGGUCCUGGAGAGAUCACUGCUCCGGUCACGGUCACAACUAUUGAACCUCAGGGAGACGAACCCGGCACUGUGAUUAUCGAGACACCCGGUCAAGCGCCCCCAGUGACUGCAGCUCCUGCAGCAGAGACCACUGAGGCGCUAACGACCACUUCUCCGCCAACGUACAUCACAGUGUUCCGACCUUAUCCUGGCCCCGGUAUCAUUACUGCACCUUUCACGGUUACCACUAUCGAACCUCAAGGUGAUCAACCCGGCACUGUGAUCAUCGAGACACCUGGCGAAGCACCUCCUGUUACUGCUACGCCCGAGCCUUCUUAUAUCACGGUCUUCAGGCCUUAUCCCGGUCCUGGCGAAAUCACUGCUCCUGUCACGGUUACUACGAUUGAACCCCAAGGAGAUCAACCUGGUACCGUCAUCAUUGAGACGCCCGGCCAGGCAGCUCCUGUGACAGCAGCUCCCGCCUCCUAUGUGACAGUCUACACACUCUACACUGGAGCUGAGCCCAUCACUGGACCUAUCACAGUGACCACCAUUCCCCCUCAGGGUGACGAACCCGGAACCGUUGUCAUCGAGACCCCUGGUCCAGAGCCGACUACUUCUCGCGAGCCUUCGUACAUCACUGUCUAUAGGCCUCACUCUGGCCCUGACGUGAUCACUGCGCCAGUCACUGUUACGACUAUUGAGCCUCAAGGCGAUCAACCCGGUACAGUCAUUAUCGAGACUCCGGGUCAGGCACCGCCAGUCACAACAGCCGAGCCUUCUUACAUCACCAUCUGGAGGGCUUACACCGGUGUUAACCCUAUCACAAACUCGAUCACGGUUACGACGAUCUCGCCUCAGGGAGACCAGCCAGGAACAGUCAUCAUUGAGACCCCUGUUCCUCAGCCAACCACUUCUGCCGAGCCCUCGUACAUUACGGUCUAUCGACCCUACCCAGGACCCGGCCAAAUUACUGCCCCUGUCACCGUCACGACUAUCGAGCCGCAAGGCGAUCAGCCCGGUGCGGUUAUCAUCGAGACUCCCGGUCAAGCUCCGCCUAUCACGACCUCUGAUCCUGCUCCUGAGCCUUCAUACAUCACAGUGUAUAGGCCUUAUCCAGGACCUGGACAGAUCACGGCGCCGGUCACAGUCACCACCAUCGAGCCUUCUGGCACCGAGCCUGGUACGGUUAUCAUCGAAACGCCGGGUCAGGCUCCUCCCAUCACGACUUCAGAGCCUACCCCUGAGCCUUCCUAUAUUACUGUCUAUAGGCCUUAUCCUGGCCCCGGCGAGAUUACGGCGCCAGUUACGGUUACAACCAUCGAGCCUUCAGGAACGGAGCCUGGCACAGUUAUCAUCGAAACCCCUGGCCAGGCUCCUCCGAUUACCACUUCGGAAGCCCAGCCUACAUACAUUACGAUUUACACACCAUAUCCAGGUCCUGGUCAGAUCACUGCUCCGAUCACCGUUACGACGAUCGAACCUCAAGGAACCGAGCCUGGCACAGUCAUCAUCGAGACCCCAGGCGAAGCACCACCGAUCACGACUUCGGAGCCCGCACCUGAACCCUCUUACGUCACGGUCUACAGACCUUAUCCGGGUCCCGGCCAGAUUACUGCACCGGUUACGGUCACAACCAUCGAACCCCAAGGAACCGAACCCGGAACGGUUAUUAUCGAGACCCCCGGGCAAGCUCCUCCAAUCACCACCGCAGAGCCCUCAUACAUCACAAUCACCAGGCCCUACAGUGGUGUCAAUCCUAUCACGGGUCCCAUUACCGUCACGACUAUCCCUCCCACUGGUACCGAUCCCGGCACAGUCAUUAUUGAGACACCUGUGGCUCAGACAACUUCGGAAUUCGACCCAUCGUACAUCACAAUCACUCGGCCGUAUCGUGGCAUUGACCCCAUCACUGGGCCCAUCACGGUUACAACGAUUCCACCGACAGGCACUGAUCCUGGUACCGUCAUCAUUGAGACUCCAGAGGCCCAGCCCACGACCGAGUUUGAUCCUUCGUACAUCACUAUCACUCGAGCCUACCGUGGCGUUGAUCCUAUUACUGGCCCCAUCACCGUAACGACUAUCCCUCCCACUGGCACUGACCCUGGCACCGUUAUUAUUGAGACCCCAGUGGCCCAGACGACUUCGGAGUUUGAACCUUCAUACAUCACCAUCUACAGGCCUUAUAGUGGCGUCGAAAUCAUUACUGCCCCAACCACGGUUACAACCAUUCCUCCUCAAGGAACCGACCCUGGAACCGUUAUCAUCGAAACCCCGGGUCAAGCACCACCGAUCACUACAUCUGAUCCCGAGCCUUCGUACAUCACAAUCACUCGGCCUUAUACUGGCGCUGAGCCCAUCACGGCCCCGAUCACCGUCACCACUAUUCCUCCAACUGGCACCGACCCAGGCACAGUCAUCAUUGAGACGCCCAGCACGGAGACUCCCACUGCAAACGCUCCCGUGACUGUCCCUGCUGGAGACGAUUCUUAUGUGACCGUCUUCCGUGCUCACACUGGCCCUGAUCGCAUCACCGCGCCCGUCACGGUUACCACUAUUGCUCCUGCAAAUGGCCAACCUGGCACCGUCAUCAUCGAGACUCCGGAUGCCACCACUGAGGCUGCUCCGACCACCAGCGCUCCUGAGCCUACCUACGUGACCAUCUACAGACCUUACACUGGUUCUGACACAAUCACCGCUCCGGUCACUGUCACCACUAUUGCUCCCACCAAUGGCGAGCCCGGAACCGUCAUCAUCGAGACCCAGGUGCCCCAGACUCAGAGCGAUUCGUAUGUCACAGUUUACAGGCCAUACACUGGAACAGCUUCCUACUCUGAGCCUAUCACCGUCACAACGAUCGCUCCCACCAACGGUGAGCCAGGCACUGUCAUCAUCGAGACCCUGGCGCCUCAGACCGAGUCUCCCGAGACUACGACUGAGCCUCCUGCGAUCACGAUUCCUCCUUCUGAUAAUAGCCGCAAUGUCACCGUCAUCCGACAGUACCCUGGCCCUGGCACAAUCGACUCGCCCAUCACUUCUUACGAGCCCCCAAGCGGUCCUGGGGAGCCCGGUACCGUCAUUAUUGAGACUCCGGCUCCUGCUCCAGCCACCACGAGCGAAGAUCCUGGUCGCAAUGUGACUGUCUACACAGCUGGCCCCAGCACUCUGACUGAGCCUUACACCACAUACUCUCCUCCUGGCUCACCCGGCGACCCAGGCACUGUCAUCAUUGAAACUCCUGUUCCUCAGACAACCGAUGAAGGUCGCAAUGUGACUGUCUACACUCCAGGUCCUCCUUACUUGACGGCUCCCUUGACCCGAUUCCAGCCUGCUACGGCUGCCGGCGAGCCUGGUACUGUGAUCAUCGAGACGCCAGUCCCAACUACAGCUGAAGAGCGCAAGGUGACCAUCUACACGGCUGGUCCUUCAACUCUCACUGAGCCUUAUACUACCUACGUGCCGCCUGCGACCCCUGGCGACCCUGGCACUGUUAUCAUUGAGACGCCUGUUCCUAUGACGGCCGAGGAGCGCAACGUGACUAUCAUCACGGAGGGACCUGAGUCUCUCACUGCGCCAUUCACUACCUACUCGCCUCCAGGUUCUCCAGGCGAUCCCGGUACUGUCAUAAUCGAGACACCAGGACCUCGCAAUGUCACCAUUACUCGACCCGGCCCCGAGUCUCUCACGGCUCCUUUCACAACCUACUCACCACCUGGCAGCACGGGCGAUCCUGGUACAGUCAUUGUUGAGACUCCAGGCCCAGGUAACGUCACUAUCACCAGAGAAGGCCCUACCUUCUUCACCACCUACUCGCCUCCAGGUGCUUCUGGUGAUCCCGGAACUUUCAUCAUUGAGACUCCUGCUGAGCGCAAUGUCACUGUCAUUGAAGAAGGCCCCGAGGAGCUCACGGAGCCUCACACUACAUACUCGCCUCCUCGAUCGGCCGGUGACCCUGGAACUAUUAUCAUCGACACUCCUCGAGCACGCCUUGCGGUCCGGCCAACCACAACUACACCCGAGCCCGAAACCACUUCCACUGAGGCUGCGACCAUCAACACGCCAACGGCCCCGACAGCUUCUACCACUGAGCCCAUCACGGAGCCAGCCUCGACUGACGAUGGCACCACCAGCAACCCUGAUGCUCUCACCAUCACUCCCGAUGACAAGCACGACCAUAUCACUGUGGUUGAGCCCAACACUGAGUAUCCCGGUGUUACUGACAACAUCACUCACAUUAUCCCUCCCACUGAUGGCCAACCGGGAACUCAUGUCAUCUACACGCCAGUCACAGACACUGCUGAGUCUACGUCCGAGUCAACCUCAGAUUAUGUCACGAGAUUCGAGACUAUCACUAUUCCCGGUGAUCCGUCUACACUCACAAAGAACGAUACUGCUUCCGGCGACCCCGAGACCACCGGCGUGGAGACCAACACCAUCAUCAUUCCCCCAUCCGGCACCGAGCCUGGAACUGUCCUCGUUCACACCAGUGUCUAUCUGGAUCAGACAUUGGCCCAACACGGCAACGUCACCAUCACCCGGGCUGGACCUCCCGGCGUCACCACUCCUUUCACCACUUACGAGCCGCCGGCUCAAGAAACCGAUCCUGGCACCAUCAUCAUUGAGACGCCAGAUUACAAUGUUACCAUCACUAGAGCCGCCCCUGAGUCUAUCACAACCACAUUCACCACCUACUCACCACCGGCCAACCCCGGUGACCCAGGCACGGUUAUCGUUGAAACCCCUGAUUACAACGUCACUAUCACUAGGGAGGCGCCCGCUUCCAUCACUACUCCUUUCACUACCUACAACCCACCUGGAACACCUGGUGAUCCCGGUACUGUUAUUGUCGAGACCCCCAACGGCGACUAUAACAUCACCAUCACCAGGGCUGCUCCUCAGUCAGUCACUACUCUCUUCACUACCUACUCGCCACCCGCUUCCAAGGGUGACCCAGGCACCAUCAUUGUUGAGACGCCUGACUAUAACGUCACUAUCACUAGAGAAGCUCCAGCUUCUAUCACUACUCCGUUUACUACUUAUAACCCCCCUGGCACGCCUGGUGAUCCUGGCACAGUUGUCGUCGAGACUCCCAACGGCGAUUACAAUGUCACCAUCACCAGAGCUGCCCCUGCCUCUAUCACAACUCCGUUCACGACCUAUUCGCCUCCAGCUACCCCAGGCGACCCCGGCACGGUUAUCGUCGAGACUCCCGACUACAACGUCACGAUUACCAGGGCCGCUCCUCCUUCGGUCACCACGCCGUUCACAACUUACUCACCCCCCGGAACUCCUGGCGACCCCGGAACCGUCAUUGUCGAGACCCCCGACUACAACGUCACCAUCACUCGGGCUGGUCCUUCAUCGGUUACCACACAGUUUACCACCUACUCGCCGCCAGGCUCUGCAGGUGAUCCCGGCACUAUCAUCAUUGAGACUCCAGACUACAAUGUGACGGUUACGCGAUCUGGACCUACCUCGUGGACAACCUAUUCGCCACCGGCUUCGGCUGAUGAUCCAGGAACCAUCUUCAUUGAUGUUCCUGAGGAUAGAGUGGCUGAUCCAACUACAUCUGAUGAGCCUACCACUGCCGAGGAGUCUCGCAACGUCACCAUUACUCGCGCGCGCCCCAGCACAGCGACCGAUAUGUUCACAACUUACGAGCCUCCUGCCACACGAGGUGAUCCCGGUACCAUCAUCAUCGAGACUCCUCUUGUCAGAGUCGCUGGAAACGAUCCAACCACUGUUGACGAGACCACGACUACUGAGGAGACUACUACCUUGGAGGAGCCCAGCGCCAGCAACGUCACCAUCACCGAGGUGGUCAGCACCAUCACAAGACCUUAUACCACCUACUCGCCAGCUGGUGCUAGGGGUGAUCCCGGUACUGUCAUCAUUGAGCUUCCGCCGGACCACAACGUCACUGUCACCGAAUACGUCAGCUCGAGAACUGCUCCUUACACUACCUAUUCUCGUGCCGCUGUUCAAGGUGAUCCCAACACGGUGAUAAUCGAGCUUCCUCCUGAGCGCAACGUGACCACAACCGAAUACGUCAGCACCAUCACUGCCCCCUACACGACUUAUUCACCUCCAGGCGCAGCCGGAGAUCCUGGUACCGUUAUCAUCGAGCUACCCCCGGAGAGGAACGUCACAACAACCGAAUAUGUGAGCACCAUUACCGCUCCUUACACGACCUAUUCUCCUCCUGGAGCUGCGGGCGACCCUGGCACCAUUAUCAUCGAGCUUCCACCUGACCGCAACGUCACAACAACCGAGUAUGUGAGCACGAUAACUGCUCCUUACACAACGUAUUCGCCCCCAGGUGCUGCUGGCGAUCCUGGCACUAUCAUUAUCGAGCUGCCCCCUGAGAGGAACGUGACCACAACCGAGUACGUGAGCACCAUAACGGCGGCCUACACAACCUAUUCGCCUCCUGCUUCUCCCGGCGACCCAGGCACGAUCAUCAUCGAGCUUCCUCCUGAUAACAACGUUACCAUCACCGAGGUAGUCAGCACGAUCACUGCUCCUUACACAACCUACUCCCCCCCUGGAGCCGCUGGCGACCCAGGCACCGUCAUCGUAGAGCUUCCUCCCGAUCACAAUGUGACCAUCACGACGGAGAUCGAAACCAUCACGGAGCCCUACACCACGUACUCACCACCCGCAAACCGAGGCGAUCCAGGCACUAUCAUUAUCGAGCUACCACCGGAUCGCAAUGUGACUAUCACGAAGGAGGUCUACACAAUCACAGAGCCAUACACCACCUACUCGGCACCCGCCAACCGUGGUGAUCCCGGAACUGUCAUUGUUGAGCUUCCCCCUGACCGCAACGUGACCGUGACGACUGUCAUCGAGACAAUCACCCAGGCAUACACAACAUACGCAUCGCCCGCCCACCGUGGCGAUCCUGGAACCGUCAUUGUCGAGUUACCGCCGGAUCACAAUGUUACGAUCACAACCCAGGUCGACUCGAUUACAGCGCCAUAUACGACUUACUCGCCUCCAGCCAACCGAGGCGACCCUGGUACUAUUAUCGUCGAAUUGCCGCCGGACUCCAAUGUCACGAUCACAACCGAAGUCGAUACGAUUACAGCGCCUUAUACCACUUACUCGCCUCCAGCCAAUAGAGGCGACCCUGGUACGAUUAUCGUGGAGAUGCCGCCGGACCGCAACGUCACUAUCACGACGGUUGUUGAUACCAUCACCGCACCUUAUACAACCUAUUCGCCUCCUGGCAACCAAGGAGACCCCGGAACCGUCAUCAUCGAAUUGCCCCCUGACCAUAACGUCACUAUCACAACCGAGGUUGAGACCAUUACGGAACCUUAUACUACCUACUCGCCGCCUGCGAACAGAGGAGAUCCCGGUACAAUUAUCGUGGAGAUGCCUCCUGAGCGCAACGUGACCACCACCGUUGCUGGACCCAGCACCCUCACAGGCCGCUACACUACCUACUCGCCUCCCGGACGCGCUGGAGACCCCGGCACAAUCAUCGUCGAGACACCACCCCACCACAACAUCACGAUCACUACCGAGGGUGACGAAACGCUCACCGGUCCAUUCACUACCUACAUCCCGCCCGAAUCUGAAGAUGAUCCGGGUACCAUUCUCAUCGAGACUCCAAGAGCCAGGUACCACAUCUCGUGCGCCUACGACCACGAGUUCUACAACUACAUCUUCUACUACGUCUACCACCACAUCUCGUGCACCAACCACGAGUUCCUCGACCACUUCUUCUACUACGUCUACAACCACAUCUCAUGCUCCAACCACGAGCUCAUCAACUACAACAUCUCCAGUGCUGCAGCGGCUACCGUCCGAUUCGAUUGCGAUGUCUACGGAUAUCUCUUCCAGAAGACUUCACUCUACCGUGUUGAGAUUACCACUGGAAAGACCACCCUCAUCAAGUCAGGCAUCGGCCCUGGUGGUUGGAUCAACGGUAUCGGUUACAACCGCUACGACGAUUACAUCUACGGCAUGGUUAUGGAUGACACGGGCUCUCAGCUUAUCCGAAUCGGCGCAGAUGGUGGCUGGACCCUACUCUCUGCCCGUGUCUCCAACCGCAACGUCAUCAUGGGUGAUAUCGAUAACCAAGGUCGCUACUGGUUCUCUGAUGCUGGUCGACCUUGGUGGGCCAUCGAUCUCUACCCCGGCUCUUCCACCUAUGGCAAGAUUAUCCUGAGCGGAACAGCAACUCACGAUGAUGGUAUGGCCGAUUGGGCAUUCGUCCCUGGAGGCGGUGACUACAUGUAUGCCAUCCAGUACACAUCCACAUCCUCCACCUUGACCCGGUUCAGCCGCACAAGCUACACCUGGCAGACCCUCAAGGCGUUCGGCAACAUCACAGGCAACAACGUCUGGGGUGCCCUGUACGCGGCCGCCGACGGAAACUUGUACGGUUCCGAAAACACCAGCGGCAACAUCUACAAGUUCCCCAUUGCCCCCACCAUCGGAACUCCCAAGUUCCUCGCCGCGGGACCCGUGUCAAGCUGGAACGACGGAGCCAGAUGUAUCGACAGCGAGUCUAUUGUCGCCUAA
Fusarium falciforme is the source of this 17325-nucleotide messenger RNA. RefSeq lists its product as hypothetical. Bases 1 to 17325 code for a protein of 5774 amino acids. The record is from RefSeq and is a predicted model, not a curated record. Gene Ontology annotation, cellular component: fungal-type cell wall. Gene Ontology annotation, biological process: cell adhesion. NCBI's taxonomy places the organism in Eukaryota, Fungi, Ascomycota, Sordariomycetes, Hypocreales, Nectriaceae. The transcript has 4 exons.